GUAAGGAAGAACAACAUGAAGAGUGUAGCUGGAAUCGAUUGGACUUUCAACAGUUAGGGUGGCGUUGAUGAUGGAUGCUAUAAGGAUUGGAGUCAUGACAUUCUUGUUUCAAGGAAGGUUAGUUUGGUAUGGUUUUCGAUGUCCUUUAAAGGCGGUCACACAAUCGGAGGUCAAUCAAGAAUUGGAAAGACAAGAGGUUGAAGAAAUGUUAGAUGAUUGUAUUAAAAUGUAUGCCCUUAAACAGGUUCCCUCUGAGAUAAUAUGCAUUGAGAAAGAGUCUAUAACUGAUGGAAUUUUGGAACUCAUAUCUGAAUUGGGGAUACAGAAAUUGGUAAUGGGUGCAGGAUCUAACAGCAGAUUUUUGAGGAUAAAACCAAAACCCACCUCAGAACAGUCUAAUGAAGUCCUUAAUAAAGCUCCUGAUUUCUGUCAUAUCUGGUUUGUAUACAAGGGUCGUCUAAUAUAUACAAGGUAUAUUUUGCUUGCUAAAGUUAAUCAAUACAUGUUCAUUCUCUUGGUGACUUGGUGUUACUUCAAAUUGAUAAUUAUUGUGUCUACUAGCUUCAUAUCUCUUAAAUUGAUUAAUUUGUGUGGUAUCAGAAAUUACUAGACACAAGUUUCGUAUCAAGGAGGGUAAUAAGUAUU
This is a messenger RNA of Spinacia oleracea (spinach), 645 nucleotides long. Its product is annotated as U-box domain-containing protein 33-like. NCBI's taxonomy places the organism in Eukaryota, Viridiplantae, Streptophyta, Magnoliopsida, Caryophyllales, Amaranthaceae. The transcript has 5 exons. The record is from RefSeq and is a predicted model, not a curated record. The coding region runs from base 68 to 610 and encodes 180 amino acids.